AUGGCUCGAGGCAAGUGGAUCGACAAGAAGACGGCGCAGCAUUUUACGCUGGUGCACCGGCCGCAAAAUGAUCCUCUUAUCCACGAUGAAGAUGCACCCUCUAUGGUGUUGAACCCUACGCAAACGUCGUCGCAGAAGAAAACUGGCGCAUCGCAAAUCAAACAUCUCGAUGAUCUCGCUUCCGAGCUGGGCUCGGAUGCGCAGCACAUUCGCGACAACGAAGGUGAAGCAGCCAGUUAUGGCGUUUACUUCGACGACACAGAAUAUGACUACAUGCAACACUUGAGAGAUCUCAACUCCGGGUCGGGAGGACAGGUCGUCUUUGUUGAGGCCGACGCGACGGGAAACAAGGGCAAGAAGAAGCAGAAGCAAUCGUUGGAUGAGGCGCUAAGAGACAUGAGUCUGGAUGGCAAGUCUGGGGUCGAUUUGGAUGAUGAGCUGUUGCCCUCUAAAAACCUCACGAGGUUAACAUACCAGGCCCAACAGAGUGUUCCGGACUCCAUCGCUGGUUUCCAACCUGAUAUGGACCCCCGUUUGAGAGAGGCGCUUGAAGCACUGGAGGAUGAUGCUUACGUCGAGGAUGACGAUGACAUAUUCAAGGAGCUGACCAGCGACGGGAAUGAAUUGGAUGAUUACGAGUUCGAAGACUCACAACACAAUGGAAAUUAUGAAGAUGAUGAUGAGGGAUGGGAAUCCGACGACACAGCAAAACCAACGAAAGAAUUCAAGGACGAGGUGCCGAAUCUCGUCAAGGUCGAGGCACAGCCCGAGCAGGGACCCUCUCAGGACUGGAUGGAAGACUUCAAGCAGUUCAAGAAGGAGCAGAAGAGUGGGCGAGCCCCAGCUGCCCCCUCUGAAUUGCAAUCCCAAUGGACAACCACGACAAACGGCGGCCGUCGCAAGAAGCGGAAAGGUGCCUUGACGGACAACUCAAGCUAUUCGAUGACAUCCUCUUCGCUCAUGCGCACCGACCAAUUGACUCUAUUGGACUCAAGAUUCGACAAGAUUGAGGAACAAUACAACGAGGAUAUGGAUGACAUGGCCUCAAUGUCCGCUGUAUCGACGGCUUCUAGCGUCACAGGGCCUGUCCGUGGGGACUUUGAUGGGAUCAUGGACGAAUUCUUAGGGAACUUUACAAAACCCGGAAAGCGAACAUCUAAAAAGACCAAGGCACAAACAGGGCUAGAACAGCUCGAUGAGAUUCGGUCGGGAUUGGGACCGCCCCGGAUCCGUGGCCGUGGGUGA
Molecule: messenger RNA, 1245 nt
Organism: Clonostachys rhizophaga
Lineage: Eukaryota; Fungi; Ascomycota; Sordariomycetes; Hypocreales; Bionectriaceae
Source: the annotation of a GenBank genome assembly